AACCCUUCGUCUCCAUCGGUGAAGGUAAGAAAUCAGAGAUUCAGAGUCUCAGACUCCAUUCCUCCAAUCCUCCUAACCCUUCUUCUCUGUCGGUCCUCAGAAUCAGAGAAUAGAAGAAGAAGAGAGUCAGAGACAAGUCGCAGGUCGCAGGUCGCAGGUCGCAAGUCGCAACUCACAAGUCGCAGACUCGCAACUCGCAACUUCGCAAGUCGAUCGAAGAAGACGACUAGGACGGCGGCAGUAGCAGACAGUAGCCAUCGAAGAAGACUUGCAACUUAGUGCUCUGUAGUCGACCGAAGAAGACGACAGCGGCCGACGGCGCAGCGAAAAAAGGUCCUGUGAAAUCGUGCCUUUCCCUCGUUGUACCUAUACGUGCUCCCCAAUUGGCUCAAGUGCUGGCGUCGAGGCCACGCGACCAAUCAUAAAAGGGGCGCAUGUUAAAGAAAGGGAGUGGUGGGACCCCAUAUGCCUCACGGCCUUAGAAACCUCCUCACCCUACCUUUGGCACCAUCAGUCGGGGUCGCAGUGCAGCACUGAGUAAACCAAAGGCCUCUUAUCAUUUCUCCCAAUGAAGCUCAAGAUCAGACCAGUCGGAAUGAUUAGUUGGAAGGAGAUACCAAGUGCGAAUGGCUUCGACAACAAGUAGUUUAGUUGCAGAAAGAGUGUGGAAGGACAUUCAAUCGUCCCGUUCAGUGACGGACGAUCAGCUCUCUAUCUUGAAUUUCCUGUUUGGGAAGAACUUUGAACGAGCAACCCGGAUAGUAGAUCAGAGAGGCGUCAAGAGGAUUUUUGGUGAACCCAGUGGCCGCUUUGUCUUCCAGGUGGUAGGAGAAUCUAGGAGGAAGGAGGAGUACUUCUGCUUCCCAGAACAUCACUGUGCUUGCUAUUCGUUUUUCUACGAAGUUGUCAACAAGGGGGAACAGCUUUGUUGCAAGCAUCAGUUAGCUGCACGUCUUGCUUUAUCAGUGGGUGCAUGUGUGGAAGUUAAGGUGUCUGAUGAACAACUAGCUGUGCUACUUUCCAAACUUUGAUCUCCUUCGGCAGAGCAGAUAUAAUUUUUCCUACAUAAUAGAAAAAGGUAUAC
Messenger RNA from Macadamia integrifolia, 1084 nucleotides. RefSeq names its product zinc finger SWIM domain-containing protein 7. The record is from RefSeq and is a predicted model, not a curated record. Gene Ontology annotation, cellular component: Shu complex. The transcript is spliced from 7 exons. NCBI's taxonomy places the organism in Eukaryota, Viridiplantae, Streptophyta, Magnoliopsida, Proteales, Proteaceae. Gene Ontology annotation, biological process: double-strand break repair via homologous recombination. Bases 627 to 1031 code for a protein of 134 amino acids. Gene Ontology annotation, molecular function: zinc ion binding.